AUACCAAGGCUGCAAAACCACGUCAAUGGGCGCCACUUAUGUUUACUAGAUUCUUCUUUAUCACCGUCCCAUGAGAAAUACUUGCCCGACCAGUUUUGCUCUCUAAUCAGAUACUUUUCUGUAUUUUUUUUUUUUUAAUAAAUAAAUUUGUCGACUUGGUGCUUAAAAACAGGAAUCCUAAAACCCCUACAAAUUGUCCUCUUCCCUCACCAUCUUUCUUAGGAUCUUGUUUAGAACCAAGACCACUUUACAGUGAUGAAGAUUAAACUACUUAUUUGGCUCUUCUUCAUCGUAGUAUUCCUUGUUGCUACUGCAUGUCAAAGCGCUUUCACCACAGAAUCUGGAAAUCAUGCAACUUUGGAGCAGGAAAAACGGCUAAAGAAUGGGUACGAAACAAUUGGUGAAUCUAGUAGAAUAGACUAUCAAGGAGCAUAUGAGACAGAGAAUAAUGAAGUUCAUCCUUCGAGGAUUUCUCGAAGAGCAAAGGCAAUUUAUGGAGGUGCCAAUGACCUUAAGCGCCCUCGUACAGCCAAAAAUGGAUCGUCCUCUUUCCUUCUUAAGUCCAACCCCUUUAUUGCUGUACUCAGGCAUGUUGCAGCUGGAUUGCUUGUUUCUGUUCUGCUGUUUUGACUCCAUCUUUUGGUGAUUGAGUUGCCUAAAUACAAGUUUGGAUUCUAGUUUUUGUUUUAGGCUUGUUAUCUGUAUUAAUCAAACUGCCUCUGAUUAUCUCCAUAUAACUCAAUAAUCAUGUACUGAUUCACUACGAACAGUUGUAAAAGUGAUCACAUUUUCACUUUGAUCAUGGCAAUGUUAUGGCCAUAGGAAACCAGGAAAAACCAAUGAAACCGUAUGACGCACUCCACGUGCUUUAAUGCCUUGGAUACCCGAUGAAGUCAUUCCAAUUGGAAAAAUGAAGCAUCUGGAGCUGUGUUUUAGAAAACGCAUUGCAUAGGCAUAAAUGUUUUCUUUGUCGUAAAGCACGCUAUUAGCAGCACAACAUACCGAUGCAGCAGUUGCUGUUUGGCUCCUAUUACUUGCCGUUUAAUACUCAAACAUAAAUUCGUGAGAAAGCAGCUGCACAACUUUGCCUUCUCCAAAGAGGAAGGGAUUUCUUAUAUUACAAUCUCUAUUGCUGAAAUCAUUUUCUUAUUGAUUUUAUCCAUUAAACCAAGAUUUACAGGAUCAGUUCUUCCCCUUAAAUGGUAAAAAAGAAAUCUAUGAAGGAAAUCAGACAGAAUUCAUAAGGAACUAUCCUGGCGAUAGAAAUUUACAUAUUAUCUAGGUUUUAUACAUUGAACAUGAGGAGGAGGGGGAAUAAUAGAUUGUAAGUAACAUAUUUGUUAAUGCACCAUUCUUUGCCAAGAGGCCAGACUGCUUGUUUGCCAUCACGGUGGCAACAGUGUGGCUGGUUCUGCUAAGGGUAAUUCUGGAUCAGCAGCCCGCAAUCAUGAAUCAAAAGUCCCACAUGCACGGAAAUAUCAGCACAUUCAAUUAAAAGAAAAAUGACUUUGGCAUCAGCAUAGAGAUACCUCAAAGCUAGAUGUUCAAAUUUUAAACCACUAUCCCCCCCUCCCCCUCCUAGUGCCUUGAAACACUGUAUUGAUAGCAUUAUCUAGACCCAAAAUUGGUGAAUAAAAACCUAAUGCCAUAAGCCCUCAGCAUCCCCUAACAUCAGUACCGCUCCAGCUGGUACUAUUCUCUAGUAGCCAAGUUGGCAAUGCAUAUCCAAUGCACACAAACGCAUACAUCACUAUAGGUAGAUACUCCAUACAGUAAUAACACACCCAUGCUAUCUUAAGAUCAAUGAGAUUGCAACACCUAUUUUAUGCGACUUUACUCAAACUAGCCACCUUAUAGCACACAUUCACUCAUGCAAGCAUUUCAGAGUUAAAUAGGUCAAAAAAAGUUAUGCUUUACCAAGGCCGGUAAAUUGUUCAUGGGCAGCCAACAUUAGCUAGACAAGUUAAAAGACAACUGCACAAUUUAUUACCAAAAGACAAUUUAUAAAAUAAUCUGGGCCAUUGAAUUUCUUGGUGGAAGAGAGUAUAAGUCCAGCCAAAGCCCCUUUUUUUCUUGUUUCUUUCUUUUUUUUUCUUUUGUUAUUUUGGCUAGGAGAAAGAGCUUUUCAUUCAACAAAGUAAAACAGAAAGUGUCACAAAUAACAAGUAACCUUCAUCUAAAUCCAAGGUGCCACCACAAUCAAUAACUUUCCACAGAAAAGAAAAAAAAAAAAAAAAAAAAAGCAUUGCUACCAGAAAAGUCAACACUGUCAAUGGCAAUGGCCUCAAAAAAUCCGACUCCAUGCCCACACUAUAACACCCAUAACAUGGUCUAAACCUUUAAAGAUGACAAGAAACACUGAAAAUGCUAUAUGGCAAUGCAACAUAUUUGACGUGUGUGAGUGGUCAAUGAAUUUUACAAGUUAGUGCAUGACACCGCUUGUGCAUAAAAUUAGUUGUGAUUUACUUAAAUCUGUUACUGCUCCAAAAAAUAUCAUGUAUUUGAAUUUGCCUUAUUGUCAAUGAUAUUUAGACAUUAAUAGAAACUUAAAAUUUAAAACCUAGGGAUUCCAUAAGAAACUCCACAAGCCACAUUAGAAGGGGAAUGGGAAAAAAUAAAUCAAUAAAUAAAAUAGUUGACAUUCAAGACAAUUGUAACAAGUGGCAGAGCUAAGGUAAAAUACAAUA
Messenger RNA from Ziziphus jujuba (common jujube), 2687 nucleotides. RefSeq lists its product as uncharacterized. The transcript is spliced from 2 exons. The record is from RefSeq and is a predicted model, not a curated record. Bases 256 to 630 code for a protein of 124 amino acids. NCBI's taxonomy places the organism in Eukaryota, Viridiplantae, Streptophyta, Magnoliopsida, Rosales, Rhamnaceae.